CGUACAAAGCGCAACGUUCAGCGGCAUAUCGCAUAUAGUAUCGUAUCGGUUCAAAAUCGGAACGGCUUUGUCUUUGUCUGCGUGUAACCCAAAAGAUCGAGCGUGCAAAUAAAGCGACGAAAACGAGUUUCGCGAAGAGCAGUGCCAAGCGGCCAUAUUCCAUAUCGAAUAACCGACCAAUAAAGUGUUACUUGGCUAAAUCCAACUAGCUCCGUUGCAGCGACGUGGUGGCCUAUAUUCAAAAUAGAUCAGAGAUCGACGGCAGCUGCAUCAAAAGGCUGGAGGAGAUGCGGCGGCGCUGAGGAGAUCGCCAUGUGAGAAGAGCAAAACUAGUUUCCCAUUUGCGCGCUUAUGCUAAGUAAUAAUAAUAAAUAAGCGCAGUCUCUUGUUUGCCGUUCGAGAAGUGACCUAAAAAUACUGGUUUCGAGUGCGGUUCGGCUUUGAACGUGAGAACGUGCAGCACAGCUACCACCAAUGGCCACAACCGCCGGAUCAGCAGCCGUGGUGGUGAAGCGGCCCGGACCACCGGUUCCGCCCAGGCCAAAGGCAGCGGCCCAUGUGGCCAACGGAGGCCCGCCGCCGAUCAUCCAGAAGAAGCCCACCUUCGUCAGCCAGCUGAGCGCGGUGGGUCGCACUCUGGUCUACAAGUCGCCCACGGUCAGUCCGCCCAAGAAACAGGCCCAGACCCAGACACCCACCACGGCGGUGCCAACUCCGCCGGUCAAGCCCCUCAAGCUACGCAAAGCCCCCGAUGUGCCAACGGCCAAGCCCCGGGAGGCCGUCACUUCAGUGGUGACGGUCAAUCGUCACAACUCGAUAAGCGUGAUCGGGGGAUCCCCGCAGACCACGCCCCGCAAGGACACUCGUUUGAGCCUGGGAAAGGUGGACUUCGAGCGGGCAGGUCUCCAGCCGGCCAGUCAGCCUCUUCCCAGACCCCGGAAAAUAGUCCAACUACCGGUGGCCACUCUGGAUGUGGAAGAUAUACCAGUAGCAACCACCAACCCAUCCACUGGACUCUUUAGAAGGUCAAAGACCACUCUAGAUGGCUGCCAGAAGGAAUCGGGACCAACCCCGCAUAAUGGAGGAGGAUUUCUGGGUGGAAGAACUGUGGAGAUCAAGAACAACCUGAAGAACGCAGCCGAGCGUUUAUUUUCGGAGAUCAUCAUUAAUCAGAGCCAGAAACAGGCCGCCGCCGACACCACCAUUAUAACCAAGCAUGAGGCCUUGAAACAGGAGUCGGAUGUCCUGAUUCAGUCCACCGGAAAUUGCAUGCGGAUCAACAUUAAUGGAGGCCAGACCAGCACCAUUAAGAGUUCGAUUAGUGUGGGCAAUACCCCGCAGAAGAAGCAGGCCUUCCACGAGAUGCUCAUCUCGGAACUGGCUGCCAUGAGGAACAAGUCCUGUUCCAUGGAGCAACUGCCCACCAAAUCCCUGUCGCCUCCAACCGCAUCCACACCCAAAAAUGUUAUAUCACGUAGGCGGUAUAACUCCAUCGAUGAUGCUGACACCGAAGAUGUGGAUGCGGAUAAUGUGGAGGAUGCAGAUGGCGAUGUCGAUGAGGAGGAUACACUUACCUUUGCUGUUAACAAGUCCUUGAAGGAUAACAAUGGCAAGGAGAGCUCUUCCUCGAGGAAGCGCUGCCCCUCGGGCUGCUCCACGGAUUCCUCGCCCUACGGAACCGAGAGAUCCCAACGCAUCCGCACCUCCGAUUGGAUCGAGGUGGGCGAUAAUGGCACCGCAGUAACCCUAACCAGUUGCCACAUCAGCCUUGAGGAUUCUGGCAUGGAGGAUGAGGAGCGACUGGACGACAUGUCCUCUGGAGUUGGCGACAGCUGGGAUAGCGUCAAGGAAGCGGAGACCGAGAAGAGAUCUCGCAACGGAAAACGUGGAAGUUCGGUUUGCGAGUUGCCACCGCUGCCAAAAUCGCUGAUUGGCUUUAAUAAGCUACUGUGCUCCGAUUCCGGACUCCUCAGCGAUGUGGAGGGAAAUAACAACAGCAACAGCGAGAUCAGCCAAAAACCAAAUGACACUUUUACCGGAGAGAUCCAGGAUAGCAAUGAGAAUGCCAUCGAUAAGUCAGUGCCCUCCUCGCCGAACGGAAAUACAACAAUGCCAGCAAUAGUAGCGAAAUCCGAGGCGAAAUCCCCCAGUUUAUCCGCCAAAGGAAACCCCCAAGCAGUCGAAGCAGGCAGCACUCUGGAUGCACAAAUUGCGACGCUGCGGAAGGAAAUGCACGGACUGCGUCAAUUAGAUCUCUCGUUGCUGUCACAACUGUGGGUGCUUAACGAAUCCAUCCAAGAGUUCCGCGCCCUGAUCGAGGACCAGGAGAACGAGGAUGAGGACGAGGAGGUGGAGGCGGACAACGGCAACGAAGUGGACGAGGAGGGCAACAGUCGGAUGUCCUCGUCCGUCGAAUCGGUGAGAUUCGAGGGAGGUGCGGACCCGCGGGCCAAGCAUCUGGGCACCAUACCAAAGGUCAUAACGACGCAGCCGAAGUUGCCGCGGGACUCGCUGGCCACUAAAGAUCAGAAGCCGGUGCCCAGGAUGCGCAGUGCCCCGCCACCGCCACCUCCUGCAGUACUUCAGUCCCAAUCCCAAUCCCAAUCCAUGGAGCGGAAGCCACCGGCACCGUCACGGCCCACAUGAUGUUACCUCUCGGACUUCCUCGCCGGAGUCAGGAUGGUCAUGUGCAAGGCGAUCGUGAGCGAUGUGCAAGCCUCCGCCACAGCCUCGUCCUCGUCCUUUGGGAAGGCGGAAGGACCCACCUUUGGCAUGGGCGUGGCCAGUUUGUCGGACCAGAAGAGCUGUUUGGGCAAUCAGAGCGGCCUGCUCCAAGCAUAGUUUUAGUUGAUAUAACCGAUAAAUAAGGUGUACGAGCGAUUUACGAGCGAACUGAUCUAAAUUUGCGGGUGAACUAGCAGCAGUUCUCGAAAUGCCCUGAAAAAAUCCCGAUGCGAAGCCUAAAUUAUCUGCUGCUUACCUCAAUUAUAGGAAGACCCAACAUAAUGUAAUUGGUAGAAUUCGUAAGACCAACCUGUAUGGUUAGGAGUCCUUUGUGAUCUUCAGUUGUAAGUUUAUUGUACAUUUUUCCCCUUGUGGUUUGGGCUUGAUGGGUUUACCGAUAACUUUUGUUUUUGUUUAAUAGCCUUACUCGAUAAGCUUAGCUGUCAAAUUAUGUCCUGGAUCGCACUUGAUCCUGUGGUUAUGUUACACCAUGCAUUUGACCAGUAACAUUUGUACAUAGCAAUUUUCCUGGCUAGCUGCUGAACAUUUUAUAAACCUAACGAAGAGCAUAAUAAAUAAAAAAAUUUUAAAAUAA
Molecule: messenger RNA, 3319 nt
Organism: Drosophila ficusphila
Lineage: Eukaryota; Metazoa; Arthropoda; Insecta; Diptera; Drosophilidae
Exons: 4
Coding region: 475-2646 (723 amino acids)
Source: RefSeq, a predicted model, not a curated record